ACGGUGUCCCUUGAUUGUGUUCCGGAGUCUCUGUACUUUUCUGUCAGCAGCUCGUUGUGUCCGCGCGGCGUUUUGGUCAUUGUUUGUUUGUUUGUUGUUUUGUUUUGUUGACGUCACUGUGACGCUGCAGCGCGUAACCGUUCAGCACGCGGCUGUUUACUCACGGAGAGUCCGACCGGAACCGGAACCGGCACCGUGGCAAGGUUACCACGCCUCAUCCAGGUCUCCCAGUACCCCUCCCAGUGUACCCAGGAUCCUACGCCUCCCAGUGGACCCAGUACCCUACUGCCUCCCAGUGGACCCAGUACCCUACUCCUCGCAGUGGACCCAGUACCCCUCCCAGUGUACCCAGUACUCUACUCCUCGCAGUGGACCCAGUACCCCUCCCAGUGGACCCAGUUCUCUACCCCUCCCAGUGGACCCUAACCUAACCCUCCCAGUGUACCCAGUACUCUACUCCUCGCAGUGGACCCAGUACCCCUCCCAGUGGACCCAGUUCUCUACCCCUCCCAGUGGACCCUAACCUAACCCUCCCAGUGUAGCGUAACCCCCCGCGCCGCGCCAGUAUGAGCGUGCAGCCCCGGAGGAUCCGGCUGAAACCUUGGCUGCUGACCCAGGUGAACAGCGGCAGGUACCCGGGUCUGCAGUGGAUCAGUCCAGACCACCGACUCUUCCAGAUCCCUUGGAAACACGCUACCCGCCACACGCCAGCCGCUGCAGAAGAGGAACACACCAUCUUCAAGGCGUGGGCUGUGGAGACAGGGAAGUACCAGGACGGCGUGGACGAGCCCGACCCCGCCAAGUGGAAAGCGAACCUCCGCUGCGCUCUGAACAAAAGUCGAGAGUUUCAGCUGAAAUACGACGGAACCAAGGAGACCCCGGUCCAGCCCUACAAGGUGUACGAGGUCUGCGAUCAGGGCGGGAAUGCAGACGCAGCGGAUGAUGAUGACGAGGAGAUGCCCAAUCUGAUGGAGCUCUCCCUCAACCCGCGGCCCAGCGACCCCCCCCUCUUCAGCUGUGGGCCCCACGCAGACGUCCGUCCCUUCAGGCUGUCCUCCGACGGGACGUUUAGUCCCGUGACCCCCGGCCUCCCCAUGACCCCUGACGUCCAGGUUCAGUGUGAGGGGGGGUGUGGGCAGAGCUUUGUCUCUCUGCCCCCCCCGGCUGAGUCCGCCCCCCCUUGCCCUGCCCCCAUGGAGGCCAGCAGCAUACACGACGUCCAUAACCAGACGCACUGCAAGUACGACCUGCUCAGCAGCGUCCCGCUAACGGACUUGGAGCUUAAGUUCCAGUACCGCGGCCGGCCCAUGGGUUCCCUGACCGUCAGUAACCCCCAGGGCUGCCGGCUGUUCUUCGGGCUGCUGGAGCCCACCCCGGACCAGGUGGACCUGCUGGGCCCCGUCAGCCUGCAGCAGGUUCGAUUCCCCGGCACCGGUGAGCUGCAGAGCCACAAGCAGAAGUUCUACACGGACGCCCUGCUGGACGCCAUGGAGCGCGGCCUCAUCCUGGAGCUGUGUCAGCAGGACCUGUAUGCCAUGCGCCUCUGCCAGUGCAAGGUGUUCUGGUCCGGGCCGGGGGUGCCCCCCCACGCCGGCCCCAACCCCCUGGAGCGGGAGAAGAGGAUCAAAGUGUUCAGCCUCAACGACUUCCUGCAAGGGCUGAUCCUGUUCCACCGGGGGGAGGCGGCCGCCCCCCCGCCCUUUGACCUGUUCUUCUGCUUCGGGGAGGACUGGCCCGACAACAAGCCCAGAGAGAAGAAGCUCAUCAUCGUGCAGGUGGUACCGGUGGUGGCCCGGAUCCUGACGGAGAUGUUCUCUGGGGAGCUGAGCUGGUCCACCGACAGCAUCCGGCUCCAGAUCUCAAACCCGGACGUCAAGGACCAGACGGUGGAGCAGUUCAAGGAGCUGCAGAGGCUGCUGCAGAACCAGCACAUCCAAGGCCCCUGGGCUGCUGCCGGGCCCUGAACGCAUCAUCCUGGGGCCCCCACCGGGCCCUGAACGCAUAAUCCCGGGGACCUGGGCCCCCGCCUGGCCCUGGGCUGCCAGGCCCUGAACACACCAUCCUGGGGCCCUGGGCCCCUGCUAGGCCCAGAACAUAUACAGUGUGUAUACAUAUAUGUACACAUACAUAUAUACACACAGUAUAUACAUACAUAUAUAUCUCGCUAACACUCGGAGGAAUUAUACAAGUUGUAUUAAUAUCAAGACUUCCAGAUCUGUGUUCAGGGUUUCAAUAAACAGUAUUCAUUCAUA
Etheostoma spectabile (orangethroat darter) is the source of this 2252-nucleotide messenger RNA. It is a transcript of the gene irf5, whose product is annotated as interferon regulatory factor 5. Gene Ontology annotation, molecular function: RNA polymerase II cis-regulatory region sequence-specific DNA binding; protein binding; DNA-binding transcription factor activity, RNA polymerase II-specific. Gene Ontology annotation, biological process: regulation of transcription by RNA polymerase II; immune system process. The coding region runs from base 567 to 1964 and encodes 465 amino acids. The transcript has 9 exons. NCBI's taxonomy places the organism in Eukaryota, Metazoa, Chordata, Actinopteri, Perciformes, Percidae. The record is from RefSeq and is a predicted model, not a curated record. Gene Ontology annotation, cellular component: nucleus.